This is a messenger RNA of Cloeon dipterum, 2047 nucleotides long. RefSeq names its product puckered (gene puc). Gene Ontology annotation, molecular function: MAP kinase tyrosine/serine/threonine phosphatase activity; protein tyrosine/threonine phosphatase activity; MAP kinase tyrosine phosphatase activity. Gene Ontology annotation, biological process: protein dephosphorylation; negative regulation of MAPK cascade. The coding region runs from base 148 to 1368 and encodes 406 amino acids. Gene Ontology annotation, cellular component: cytoplasm. NCBI's taxonomy places the organism in Eukaryota, Metazoa, Arthropoda, Insecta, Ephemeroptera, Baetidae. The record is from RefSeq and is a predicted model, not a curated record. The transcript is spliced from 6 exons.
AUUGCUGCGAGUGGGAGAGCCGAGAGCCGCCGCAGCCAGUCUGUCUUGCACUCGCGGAGCCACCGCUCGUCCUCGGCGAACUCUUCGCUAACAAAAAGGAAUACAAGCCAACCCUGCGGACGCCCUUGGACCCAAAAGAGCUGAGCGAUGACCUCGCUGGUGGCCAUCCGGACCGAAGCCCCCCAGAGCCCCCCGCAGUCGGCGAAGCUGAGGUCCAGUCUGAGGCUGCCACUGGCGCGCAGCGUAUCGGAGCCCGCGCCCCUCGACAAGCCGCAGCCCUUCAGUCCCAGCAUCUUCAAGAGCCCGCUGCUGGCGCCGUCAACGUCCUCGCCGGAGGUAAAGCGCUGCAGGCUGGAGCCGCAGUCGCUGCCCACCUCGCCGUGCUGCGACUCAUCCACCUUGCACCGUUCCAUGGUGCUGCGCAAGGUGCGCGCCCUUGACUGCGCCUCCCUCGCGCGCAGCCUCAGUACGGGUGGUGGAAACGGAAUUCUACUCAUCGACAUCCGGCCCUUUUUGGCCUUCAACCUAAGUCACAUUGCUGGCUCUGUCAACAUCAAUUGCCAGGACCGGAUCAGCCGCAAAAGGCUGUCAAAGCGGAGCCUUCUCAGUGAACUUGCAUCAUCAAAGGAGGUGAAAGAAGCGCUGCGUAAGCGACAUUACAAGGAAAUUAUUGUCUACGACCAGAGUACGGUAGAAUUCGACAAGCUGUCGUCCACACACCCUCUAUUUCUGGCUCUCACCUCGUUGGUGGAGGAGAACCGCGAGCCUGCCGUUUUGAUAGGUGGGCACUCAGAGUUCCAGCGUCAGUACCAUGAGCACUGCGAAACCACCCUCAUCUCCUCAGCGCCUGAAGAACCACCAAGUUACGAUCUGCACAAGCACCCCAUCUCCCGCAUUCUGCCCCACCUGUACCUAGGCAACGCCAGUGACGCGCGUGACCGCCAAAAGUUGGCAGACCACAGCAUCUCUCGCAUAUUGGCCAUCUCUGCCGACGAGGAAUCGCCGGUCCAGCCACUCUUGGAGACUAAAAUCAUCGCAGCCACCGACAACUGCAGUCAAAACAUGAAACAAUUUUUUGAGGAGGCCUUUAGCUUUAUUGAGGCAGCUCGCAAAAAAGGUGAACGCGUGCUGUUGCACUGCCAGGCAGGCGUUUCGCGCUCGCCCACCAUCGCCAUUGCCUACAUGAUGCGCCUCGAGCGCAUUUCCAUGUACGAGGCGUACCGCCGCGUCAAGGAAAUCCGGUCCAUAAUCUCGCCCAACCUCAACUUUGUGGGCCAGCUGAUGGAGCUGGAGGCGAGUCUGCAAGGCCCCAGCUGGAGCGAAAAGCAGGCGGAGGCGACCUCCGCCCCUGUGGGCGGCAUCAGCUAACGCAAAGACUGAUGGAGCGCCUAGUCUGUGCAUCUAGUCCCACCGCAAUGGACUGAACGGCGCGCGUGGCGUCUGCCACCUGCUUGCUGCACCGCCCCCCGAGGUCACGGCGCGUGCGCAGUGCGAGUUUGUCACGUGACCUGCGCAGAGCGCUGCGCAAGAUGAACAUUUUGUUUUUUUUCCAACGGCUCACAACAAAAAGGGCCUUUUUGACAAGCAGAAGUGGCGGCCAUCGCGUCAAUUUGAAUUAAUUUAGCGCAAGUGAAUGAUCAUUGAGCCGCUUGUGCGCUCUCAGCGCCAUCUUUGUUUAUGCGGGUGAUUUGCAUAUCAGGUUGGGUGGAACGGCGGUCAAAACAAACCGAACUUGGAGACUCGCUGCCACCCUGGAGCUUUAUUAUUACGUGGCUUAGGCUGGAAUAUUUAAAUUAUCACAAACGAUGAUGUGUAUUAACAGGUUAAAUAUUAUAUUUUUAAACAUACCUGCCUCCAGAUGGUGCUGGGCGCGAAUUAAAUGUGGACGAGUAUAAUGUGAGAGUUGAUAAUUUUAUUUGUAAACACACUCUUUUGAUGAUUUGAUUUUUAUUUUAGUUUCUAUUGCUACUGACUAUAUGUGAAAAAUGAGUUAUACCGACGAGAAAACUAUUAUCAUAAUAAUAAACACAUAUAAAACGAUAAAAUA